AUGCAGCAACAAGGGGCUGAAGCCACAAUCCCAGAUCAGCCGGGAACCCCACCUCGCCCGCCUUAUUCCCCGGUGACGCCCGUUUUUGCUCAUCUCGCGCCAGUCGCCUCCAACGAGCCUUCAAUCGUACCGCCACCUGCAUCUCCCUCUCCAACUUCACACCUCCCUCCACAGACAUAUCCCAACUAUUCACACCCACCCCCUCCGCCCAAUCCACCCGUCUUCAAGCCCCAACCGCCUCCUGUUCCUAUCUCCGCGAGCGAAAAUCCAGAUGCCAUCGCGCUCCGUUCCGCCAUCUCAAUCCUGCAAAUGCAGAAGCAGCAAAGUUUGCGCGACAUCCAGGCGUUGGAUCGCAUGAAAGAGGCCGCCGCCGCUGAUCCAGAGGGGUUUGCGAACGAGCUGGCAGCAGGUCGGUUGAAGACCGAGGACCGCGGUGCUGUGAUCCAGUUCUCCGAGGACGAUGCGAGGGAUGAUGAAGAGAAUGAAGAAGGUUCAAAACGAACGACUCUGGAUGGCUCAUCGGCUUCGAAUUUCGGCCAUAUCCCUGUUCCACAGAAUAUCGUCCGUAUGCCCCCAAUCAACUGGGCCAAGUAUCAGGUUGUUGGAGAACCACUUGACCGCAUGCACGAGGAGCAAUUACGUCGACCGAGCUCUGGGGAACCCAGACGGCAGCGCGCCCCGGAACAUGUUUUGGCCUCGCCGUAUAGGCCACUGGUAGAUCAGUUGGAAGGACCGAGACUCGGCCGUCCCAGCAAGGCGAAAAAGACGUGA
Molecule: messenger RNA, 771 nt
Organism: Penicillium egyptiacum
Lineage: Eukaryota; Fungi; Ascomycota; Eurotiomycetes; Eurotiales; Aspergillaceae
Source: the annotation of a GenBank genome assembly